Symbiodinium sp. CCMP2456 is the source of this 8962-nucleotide messenger RNA. The record is from the annotation of a GenBank genome assembly. Lineage: Eukaryota; Dinophyceae; Suessiales; Symbiodiniaceae.
ACUAGAAGAUCCUGUAGAGUCGCCGGACACAAGUGCAGUUGCUGGUUUUGGCGAAAAGUCGAUCUCGUCCUCGGGCCAGACAACGUACACCUGGUCCGGCCAACUCACGGCAUCACCAGGGCAAUACCGGCUUUGCUGGUGUGGAGGUGUUGGCGGGACCACUUGCGAGGACAAUUUCGAUAACUUCGCAACAGAUGUUGGCGCAAUCACGGUGCUGGGUCCAUACAGCAACCAGAGAUUCGCCUGCACGAAGGGUCACUUUUGCCGCAACCAGGGUCCUGUACUUGGUCUCGGGCUGACAGCCGAAGACCUUGUCCACAUUCGCGUGGCCUGCACUCUGGAUCAAGCGCAGUUUUUUGGGCUGGAGUUGGAUGUCAGGGCAGAGAACAACACCGACAGCGGAGAGGUGGAGUUAUACCUGUCCUCGUCCUAUCCAGUUGUCCAGGCGUCCGCGGAGUAUGCCUUGUGCUGGUGCUCAUCUGUCGGCCAGAGCUGUGCCAGCAUGACAGUCGAAAACGUCGCUUCUGCCACAGACUACCUUGAAGCACAACUGGCCUGGUUGGAGGUUCACGGGCCGCCCACCGGAGAAGAGGCAGAGUGCGACCAGGGCCAGGGGUGCGUUGUUACCUUCAGCACAGAAAGCAUUGGCUUAUUGGGAGGUGACCGAAUUUCUGUGCUGGAGCAAUGCGGUGAGGGAGACUUUCUCGAAGGCUUGCCUUUCCCAGGGUAUGCAGAGACAACAGAGGGCAUGGCUUAUAGCUUCAACAGCAAUGCAUCUGUGGACGAGAACGGCAAAUACUUGAUGUCAUCACCGGGCAUUUUCCGGCUAUGCUGGUGUCGUCCAGAACCUUCGCUGUCCUUGUACUGCGACAGCGGGCCCGACUUCAAUGUUACAGUUGGCCUCUUCCGCUCCGUGGGACCCUAUGCUGGCCAGGAACUGCAUUGCGCCUUUGGAGCUUCGUGCCUUGUGACAAGCUUACGAGGUAUAGGCCUCUCCGCACAGAACCUCUUGUUGGCAGUGGCAGACUGUGGAAGUGCAAACACGACCAUCACUUUCCCUCAGCCACAGGCUGUCUCAUCCUCUUACAACACAGAUGGCAGCUAUUUCUGGAACCUCGGAGACUUGCAGCUCCAGGCUUCCAGGCCCGAGCAGCUCUGGGUUUGCUGGUGUGCAGGUGGCUCGGCAUGUACCGAAGCUUCUGCCUUUCGUGUCUAUGCCAUGGUGCUUUACGUUGAAUGCCCUCCUGGCUGGUAUGAGCUGCAAAGUGCAACAGUUAUCUGUCACGAGUGCCCUCCGGGCUUUUACUGUGAAGGUGGCUAUCCGGCCGAGAUACAGAAAUGUCCUAACGGAAUGACGAGUUUGCCCGGGGCCGGGAGUCUGGAGGAAUGCGUCUGCCGUCGCGGUUAUUUCUGGAACGGUCAGCUCAGCGCUUGCUUCGCUUGCCCGAACGGCGUUUUCCAGAAUGUGACAGGCAGGUUAACAGCCUGUGCCGAAGAGUGUCCGCCCCAGACUUCGUCAAACGGCGGGGCGGCCAGUAUUGCGGAAUGCUUUUGUGCCGGAAGUGCUGUAGAUGUUGACCCGACUCCGGAAGGCUUUGAUUGCGUGGAUUUGCUCGAUCUGGCUGAUAACUUCAGUAACAGUUCAGCAUUCGCUGCCAGGCAAUCUGAUUUGUACACCUUCUCCGGAUCCGUGCAAGUGCUAGAUGCAUCGACUGAGGAGCUGCUUGAGAGCAUCAAGGCUGAAGUGUCCGAUCUACUGGAGUUGAAUGGCGCACGUGCGUCCUUCAGCUUGCAAGGGCGUCAGGCUGGAAAUUGGUACGUCGAUUACGAAGUCUUGAGCCCCGACGACGAGCUGGCGGAAAUCAUGAGAGGUAGACUGGAGCCUAUGUCCUUCUCUGCGUGGGUGUACUCCGACAUGGAAGGCACGGUGCUAGCAUCUGCAGUGGCUGGCAACGAAACGCUUGUGCAGCGCACAGUGCUUCAAUGCCCCGAAGGUUUGGGUAUCAAGGCGGGGUCCUAUGUGACCGGGUUGGCCGAUUGCCAGUGCCCACACGGGACACAGCCUGCCGUUUCUGGGAGCACCGGUUUGCUUUCCGGUUGCUCCAGUUGCCCCAUUGGUACAUACAAAUCCUUCGUUGGGGACUCGACUUGUACUUUUUGCCCAUCAAAGGGUGAUCCCUUGACCACACUUCAGGAAGGUGCGAUUUCCUAUGCGGCUUGCACCUGCUCAGCUGGAUUCGUGAACGUAGACCCUGAGGAUCCUGCAGACUGCGCUCCCUGUGGCCAGGGCUUUUUCUGCACCGGAGGAAAGCACAGGCAGGCUUGUGGGUCGUCGCAGUCAACACAGGGCGAGACUGCCAGCAGUCAGUCGGACUGCUUGUGUCAGGAGGGCUUCACAAGCACAGGCACCGGUGCUUGUGAUGCAUGCUCGCCUGGCAAGUUCAAGGAGGAGAUCGGGAACUCGCCCUGCGUGGAUUGCCCCGCAGGAACUUAUUCGGAAGAGGGAGCAGAUGAAUGUGAUUCCUGUUACAAAGGAACGUUUUCCACCGGUGGUAUGGGCAUGUGCGAGCCGUGCCCCGCUGGGCGCUACUCUCCUGACGAAGAAGCCACUUCCAUAGACUCAUGUGCUAGGUGUGAGAUUGGCAGGUGGAGUGAUGAAACUGGGGCCUCCGACAGAAGCACAUGCGUGCCAUGCCUCGCCGGGUCCACGACUAUACAGGCCGCUUCACAAAAUGAAAGUUCUUGUGUCCGACCAUACCCAAACCAACUCGCUGAAUGCAUCUCUGGUAGAGCUUGCACUCUGGACGGGAUCAUGGGUUUCGGCCUUCAAGACGGGCAUCGCAUAGGACUGGCUUCAACAGACUGCAGUUCCGCAAAAGUGGCAGUGCCGAACAUAGAAGGCGGGGGAAUCUCAGACCUGGCCAUCGCUGGUGGUAGCCAACAUGUACUCGGAGAUGAGCCUGACGAGUUUGCGCCGCAGGGAGGCUACUACAACAUGUGCUGGUGUGCGAACAUGGCGGACCUGUCUUGCGAAGACUUGAACAGCAACUACUUGAUAUCUGCUGGGCAACUUCAUGUCAUCGGUCCGAGUCAGAAUCUGUUGCAAUGCGUUCGUGGCCGGGACUGUGCCAAUUUGGCGCCUUUCGUCGGUUUUGGUUUGUCUGGCAGUGAUUCUGUGGUCGUUCAGCGUGACCAAUGCGGACUGACAGGGCUUGCGCUGUCUUCAGUGAAUCGUGAUGGUUAUGGCAAUCUGUCGGUUCCAGAAGCCGUUAAUGCAAGCCAUCUUGUGCUGGGCUUUGGCAUCUCAGAUGCUUCCAACAGCUAUCAUCUUUCCAUCGAUGCGGAUGAUACAGGAUAUGCAUUGUGCUGGUGUGCAAAUGAUCGCGGCUUGACGGAUGCCUGCACAAGCCCAGAAGACCAUCUAGUCUUCGCUGGCCGUCUUCGGGUGGUAGGUCCCCGCACAAACCAAGAGAGUGAAUGCUUCGUGGGACAGGAGUGUGCUGUUACAGGCAUUCGGGGUGUUAGCAUGGAGGCAGGAGAUCGGCUGAUGAUUCUGUCCAAUUGUGGCACAGGAACCGCAUUGCCAGGUUUUCCGGGUGGUGGCAUCAUGGUAACCACCGAUGGCUCCAGUUUCGAAUUCAUGACCACGACCAUCAGCUUCCUCCUGUCAGUGCCGGGGAUUUUCCGAAUCUGCUUCUGCAGGCCGUCACUUGUUGAGGUGUGCACUGCCACUUCCAGCUUUCAGGCUGCUGUUGGGCUGAUGACAGCGAGUGGCCCGUUUGAGCAAACAACCACCUGUGAGAUGAGUGCCCUGUGCACGGUGCAGUUGUCCGGAAUCGGUCUGAUGGGCGGCGAUCGGCUGCUGUUUGCUCCGGGUGAGUGCGGCAAUUCCAGUAGCAUUGGAUCUCUUGGCUUUCCCAAUAUGGAGGACCCCCUGAUUGUGGAGGACUCGAGCAUGGGGUUGCAGGUAAACUUAGGAGAGCUACCCGCAGACGCAGUACCCGGCUUCUACAGAGUAUGCUGGUGCCCGCUGGCUGCAGACUGCACUUCGACAUCGGCAUUUCGAGCUCCUGCGGGCUAUCUGCAGGUGAACUGCCCAGCAGGCACCUUUGCAACGGGUCCCGCCUCAGGGAGCAAGUGUGUAAGCUGCACACGUGGCUACUAUUGCGCUGGUGGGCCUCGAGCGACGGCUACAAGACUGGCUUGUCCAGGAGGGUACACCACGUUCGGUCGGGGUUCUGUCUCCAGUGCCGAGUGCGUGUGCGAUCGAGGUUAUUUUUUUGUCGCCACCUCCAGCAGUUGCACAGACUGCCCCAAAGGCUCCUACAAGCAGAAUGCUGGCAAUGGGGACGCAUGCACGCCGUGUCCUGCUGGCAACACCACCUUCAGCACUGGAGCGGUAGCCCCAUCAUCAUGCAUACCUGAAGUGGAUGACUCUGGUGAUGGAGGAUCGGGAAGCUCUGGGGUCACACAGCUGUCAAACUCGUCAGAAGUUCCAGCGGUAUCAUUCAACAUGUCCUUCGGAAACCUCCCGGCUGAUGCGGACCUCGAAAGCAUCAGGAACCAGUUGGUUGCAAUGUUUCUUGCCACCUUUUCGGCCACCGCGAGAGUGGACCCCAGUGCGAUCGAAAUCGACUUCGUGGGUCUCGGUCUGGCUGGAAGACGGCUGAGACGGCUUUUCGAUGCAUCGAUGAUUGUUAUUACAAUCAAGCAGCGGACUGCGGACGAGGCGAGUGCGAUCGCCGCCGACAUGGAUGCUGUCACGGUCACGAACGAAGUCGCCGCUGCCGUUCAGCAGAAUCCGACUCUCAGUGGCGCAGGCAUAUCGUUGGAAGUCGAGUCGGCACCAGCGGUUUCUUCCACAGUCGUGAGCUGUUCGCCUCGGAUGUCAGUUCCGCCAGGCGUGCCCGUUCUCAGUGCGGAUGACUGCCAGUGCAGUCCUGGAUACACCUACGACACUGCAGCUCAGGGCUGCGAGCCAUGUGCUAGGGGCGAGUACAAGGAUGCCAUAUCCAUGGAUGCCUGCACGCGAUGCCCCUCUGAGAAAUCCACCCUAGAAGUUGGUGCCACAUCGCUGGAGCAGUGCAGAUGCGAGGCUGGGCUUUUUGCUGAUGGCUCAGGGUUUUGCUCUUCCUGUAGGAUUGGAUUCUAUUGUCCCGGCACUGGUGAAGCCGUCAGCUGUCCGCAGAACUCAACGACGGUGGCGCUGGGUGGACGGACUGCAACAGACUGCAUUUGCCUGCCGGGCUAUAGGAAGGGCGCAACAAGCUGUCAGGCGUGCGAACCUGGUACUUACAAGCCCACCGUCGGGAAUGAUGCAACUUGCGCGCUGGAGUGUCCGGCCAAUUCGAACAGUGAUUUUGCCUCCACUUCCCUGGCUGACUGCUUCUGCCUCCCUCGAUACCACGCGAUCCUGGAUAACGCUUUUGACCAAGGGAGCUUGGCACGCUGUGCUGCCUGCAACUAUCAGGGCCUUGAGUGCCGUGGAGGCUUCGAAAACGAGACGAACGGUACCGAGCGUCGUCAUGCGCAGCCGGUUGCAGAGCCUGGCUUCUACCAAGCGGGCUUAUCCACCGCGAGGGAGUGUGACGUUCUGUUGCCGGAUGGUAGCAGUGCGUGCAAGGGAGGAGCCAAUUGUGUUGCUCAGCGGAUGGACCUUCCCGUUCCGGAAUCAUGCAACGGGAUGUUGGGAAACGAAUGUGCCGAAGGAUCUACUGGCGUGUUGUGCGGCGAAUGCCCCGACCAUUGGGCCAGAGAUGAUUAUCCUGAACUUUGCCGCAAGUGUCCGCCCGAUUCUGCAGGAGACCUGUCUUUUGCCGUGCUGUCCGACAUCGGCCAGAAAGUGUUCUUGAACUUUGUUGUCGCGGCCAUGGCCGCCACAGCUGCAGUGAAGGGAAGCGCGAAGCUCCACACCAGCAUGAUUCGUCUUGGAACUCAGUGGAUGGCCGCUUGCUCUGUUCUCACCCAAUUCAACCUGGAGCGACUGCCUGGCUUCGAGUGGUCGCAACAAGAUGCAGAAAUGGCACUGCUUGCAGCUUGUGCCGAGUCCAAUGCGACUUCCUGUGAACCCGGUUCCCAGGCAGCCACUUUUCCUUGGCCGGAAGAGGUCUCUUCGGCCAUGUCCGACCUUUUCGCAAUCAUGAGCCUCGUGCCGAGGUUGGCCACGGUGCAGUUUGCGUCGAAGUGUCGUGCUGGGGAACUGCUACCGGGCAGUCGGGCAGCGACGAUGGCUGCCCCGGGUAUUUACUUUGUCACCAGUCCCAUCCUUGCAAUCAUUGGCCUUUUUCUCUUUGCCGCGUUCAUGGUCUAUCUGGUCGUGCCUGUUGCGGCCUGGGCCGGACUUUACUUCAACGACUUCCAGCGCGACAAGAAGAAGCGGGACAAAUUGAAGAUACAAGCCCGGGAAACCUUUGACGCAUUGCCUGAAGAGAAUCGGCAUGGUCUCGUGUGGACGGACCUGCAGGACUCCGGCAUUCUUGAUGAGGUGGAGCUGAACAUCUUUGAGCACGGGAUUGAUCAUAUGGAAAGCUUCAUCUCAGGCACUCACGAUUGGGGCUCAUGCAGCUUCGAAGCCAAACGGCCGAUACUCGCGAAGCUUUGUGUCCACAAAGCAUCCCUGGAUCCGCGUCAAGAGCAACUUCGCGCCGAAGUUCGUCUGACAAUGGAGGAGUUCAAAAAGAUGCCUGAUUUCAGUACCAAGGGGCAUGGCGAGCGCGGCUUGCUGCAGAUUCUGUUUGACAAGUCUUGGCGUGGAAAAAACUCGUCCAUUUUCUCAGAUCUUGGCGAGCCACCAGCAGCACUUCACGAUUUUGUGCGCCGAGCCUUGGCAUGGAAACUGCGACACCGAGUGGAGCACAGAGCGGCUGACUGGGGAUUGGAUGUGGGCACUGUCGCGCUGGCUGUCUGCGACAGUUUCAGCACGGCACAGGAGCUGUAUGUUUCAAGCGCAGACGAGUCGGGUUUCGACGAUCUGAUUUCCAAGACGUGCGAACGACUGAGUCUAGAAAGGCAGCGACGAAGUGAAAAAGAUACCGAAAUUCGAGCGCCCGAGCCAACCGCAAGUGGGCUCGAUCCGGACACCUUGGACUUCGGUUUGUUCACAUCGAUGCCGAGACCUUCCCAGCUGCUUCAGCAGUGUGUGCCAGUAAUUUGGGUGAUGCUUUUGGCAAUGUGGCCGGAGCUGUUGUCUCAAUUUCUGAAGAUGGUGUGGUGUGCGCCUUUCUCCGAGGAUAACAACCGAGGCCUUACAGAAGUGAAGCAGCGCUUGCUUCCACAUCCAGAUGUUGUAUGCUGGAGCUUCGAUCAUUUUGAACUGGCUCUCAUCGCUUCAGUUGGACUGGUCGUGUGGUGCAUUGGUGUUCCUCUCCUCUUGUUCCUUCGUAUAUACAAGCUGAAAGACCGCCAGAAUCCUGAGAAUGGUCGGAGGUACGGCUUCUUUAUCGAAGGCUACGAACCUGGUUUUUGGUACUGGGAUAUCAUAGUCAAGCGCUUCGAUAUUGCCCUGAUGAAUUUGGUGACGUUCACAUCAUUGGCAGAUGAUGAAAAGGCCAAGCUAUUGCUUUUUCCAUUUAUCUCUGGCGCGAUGUUGGCAAUUGCGGCUUGGUGCCGGCCAUUUACGAACGAUCAGGCUGAGAUUCUGGACUUCAUGGAGAUGUGCCUUUUGAGCUUCCGCUUUGUUCUUUUUAGUAUGAUUGCAGUCUUGCUGAUCUUCAACCCCUCGGCCGCGGUCACCUACGGUGUUGCAGGAACUCUCGUUCUAGCGUUGGGCUGCAUCUGCAUGUACUUUGCGCUGCACGUUGCGGUUCAGAUGCUGCGCACGUCUGCAGAAGAAAUGGGGGAGGAAUUGGAAGAGGACGAUGAUUCCAACGACCAUGCCCGUGAUGCGAAGACCACCCAGAAUCCCAAGGACAAGGGCAAGAGCAAGAAGCCAAAUCCGAUCGUGGCGCUUGUAGGUGAAGUCAAAAAGACACUAAUUGGAUGCACUCUGCCACUCUUCGUGCAGGGUGAGGACGAGAAGCUUUUCGUAGAGUGGACAAUAACCACCGACAAGAUCAGGCUUGUGAGCUCACAGCCGAAGAAGUUGCGUAGAUCUUCAAGCUUCGCUCGAGUCGCGUCCGCUGUGAAGCACGCCAGGGCACAGAUCCUUCGAUUUGGGGCAAGCUAUCAGCGGCAGGUAGUUGUCAAGGCCUUGGAGGAGUUCUCGGAGCUGUGGUUCGAUCAGUUUGACCAAUUGGUCAUGCCCGUGGAUACCACGCGACUGCUUGUUGCCCUUACCAGCACUUUGAGGAAUCUCCCCAAGAAGACGCCGAAACGGCAGGUCGCAUCUAAGUGGAAGGAGGAAGUUGACAAACUGUUCAUGCCCCGAGCCGAUGGCCAGCAGGGGCUACAUGGAAUCGAUCACAAAUGGCAUGUGACCCCCGAUGAGAUUCUCGUCAUGACGCAGCGCUUGGCCUCGGUUGGUAAAAAGGAGGCUGUGAUCCUGGUGGAAAGCGUGCUGAGUGCCUUGCAUCGUCGUCAGAAGGAGUAUGCUGUCUACCUGAGGGAAUUGGAGAUCGAAGACGAAGACGAAAGUGACCAGGAAGGCUUCGGCUCUCCCUUCGCUCUCGAAGAGGACAACAACCAGGCGAUUGAGCAUUCGGACGGGGUUCAGUUGGUUCCACGGCGAAAUGUGCCAAUGGCAGAAAGAGCCGCACAGACCAAGAUGAGCGGAAUGAAGAGUUCACAUGAUGCCAGAGAUGUUCUUGACAUAGCUCGGGUACAAGAGCUGGCGCCAGCAGCAGAAGCAGGAUCCACGCUCCUGGAUGCAAAGGUGGAGAAAUCUUCCGCACUUGCGUCAUCUGGCCGGAGCCGGUCCCCCUCCCCUGCGGAGGAGCGCCAGCGUUCGGCAUCGCCUUUUCCGGACACAGAAGUGAAAUCAGUAGUUCCUAUGACGAUUGAUGAGCCCAAUCAGACAGCAUUGUAG